AUGCCCUCUUCUUUGAAAUCAAGGAUUCUAUCACCGGAAACAGCCGAGGCGUAUUCAAGACAGAUGAUAUUGAACACUUUUCAACGUAUGGGACUUGAGACUGUCGAAGCUGGUGUGAUGGGGGAGAUUGCACGUUUGGUCGAACGACACAUUCAAAAACUGUACAAAUCCACUUUAUCCUACUCUAAACUCUCAUCCCGUCGACCAAACAUGUAUGACCUACACGCAGCUUGGAGUGACACGUAUCAAAGAGAUUUGAAAGAUGUCCGAAAAUCAGCUAAAAAACGAAGAAGACGUAUCCCAUUAGAACCUCUUCCCAUAGAACCCGAGACGAUGGAACAUGCUCCACAUUACACAUUGAAUGAGGAGGAUGAAGAGGACAGAAGACCGGAUUGGGUCCCUGAGGGUGUACCGGAUUUACCUCCUCGGUAUACUUGGGCACAUAUCCAUGCCGAUUCUUGCACACUCUUCCUCCUUUUUGUCCUUGAGACGUCGGUGAACUGGCUCGUCCUUCUCGUUCUCAGCUUCCGUCUCUGGCUGUCUUUACCUUCCUCACAAUUGCCAUACAAGUAUAAGAGGCAGACCGAAAUCACCGACUCUGAACCUCCUCCAUCUGUCUUACCUCAACCUCAGGUAACCUCCGCCUCGUUGGACUUUGUCAAGCUCAUUUCUGCCGAAAGCGCCGACAUACCUCCCGAGCUGGGUGUGGUGGAUUAUCGUAAAGCACAAAGAGGAAAACGGAAGCAGUGGGGUACGAAAGGUGUAGGAAUAUGA
Tremella mesenterica DSM 1558 is the source of this 774-nucleotide messenger RNA. RefSeq lists its product as uncharacterized. Bases 1 to 774 code for a protein of 257 amino acids. The transcript is spliced from 5 exons. The record is from RefSeq and is a predicted model, not a curated record. Lineage: Eukaryota; Fungi; Basidiomycota; Tremellomycetes; Tremellales; Tremellaceae. Gene Ontology annotation, molecular function: protein heterodimerization activity.